AUGACGUUAGAAGAUCCAUUUUACGUCGUCAAAGAUGAGGUGUUCCGAGCUUUGAACAAGACUCGAGGCUUAUAUCUACGCUGGCAAGAAAUAUCUAAAGCUCCAAUUAUUCCAAACAGUCCUGAAGUAGAAUGGACAUCUACUGAACUGAGGAAUGCCCUACGCAGCAUUGAAUGGGAUUUGGAAGAUUUGGAAGACACAAUAAGCAUUGUCGAGAAAAACUCGUCGAAAUUCAAGAUCGAUAAUCGAGAAAUCUCUGACAGACGAACCUUCAUAGAGGCUACCAAACAAGAAGUGAAGGUAAUGAAAAGCAAGAUGAGUAUCAACAGGAACCGUGAUAACGAUGGUACAGCUCGAGAACCGCUUCUGGGCGAGGAAAGUCCGAUGCAUUUUGGCAACACAUGGACGGCUACCCCAAAAUAUUCCAAGUAUUCCAAGCUCGCCAACCAAACGGACAGUCCGAGCCGUUUCGACACAUACGACAGCGAUAUAAUGUCGAUACAGGACAAAAUGUUGAUGAACCAAAACGAUCAACUCCAUGUCAUAAGCAAUUCCGUGGGAUCGCUGAAGACUGUGUCCAAACAGAUCGGGAUCGAACUGGAUGAACAGGCCGUAAUGCUCGACGAUUUGAACACAGAUCUGGAGAAUGCAGAUUCUAAACUCGAUUCUACAGUCAAAAAGAUUGCCAGGGUCCUUCAUAUCAACAAUGAUCGACGACAAUGGGUUGUUAUCGGGAUUCUUCUCGGCAUUCUUGUUAUUAUUUUGGUUUUAUUGAUUAUU
Molecule: messenger RNA, 780 nt
Organism: Brenthis ino (lesser marbled fritillary)
Lineage: Eukaryota; Metazoa; Arthropoda; Insecta; Lepidoptera; Nymphalidae
Source: the annotation of a GenBank genome assembly